Messenger RNA from Medicago truncatula (barrel medic), 1103 nucleotides. RefSeq lists its product as uncharacterized. The record is from RefSeq and is a predicted model, not a curated record. Bases 315 to 704 code for a protein of 129 amino acids. The transcript has 4 exons. Lineage: Eukaryota; Viridiplantae; Streptophyta; Magnoliopsida; Fabales; Fabaceae.
AACCCCGGACCAAACCUUGGAGGUAAAAAUGGAAAAUGAAGGGCUUACACGAGUAAUAAAAGGGGCAAAAUAGCAAUUUUCACUCCAAAAAGCCUAGACAGACCUGUCACACUGCCUGACAUAAUGAAUAGUAAAUGAAUGGUUUACCCAACGAAACACACAAAGUUAAAGAAGCAAAGGUAACAUUAAUUAUCAACGAAAAAAGAGGUUAGAUCAACGAAAUUCAACAAGAAGCAUAGUUGAAACUUAAUGUAUGUGUGACUUUCGGACACAGUCACCGAGUAGAAGAAGAAGAAGAAUCAAAUUGAAAGGGAAUGUUUGGAGUGAAAAGAAAAUCAACUUUAGUGGGUUUGGCUUUUCUAAUGUUCAUGGGUAUUGCUGUUUAUUUCAGACUUUGGGCUAUUGACUACAACAUUUCAAUCGAUGAUUCUGAGCUCUUAAGGAGACAGUUUGAUAUUGCUAAUAGGGAGGCAAUGGAUGAAUCUGCUGAGUGGAGGCUAAAGUAUGAUAAGGAGGUUGAUAGGAUGAACAGGUGCUUAAAGGAACUUCAAGUGUUUCAGAACUCCUCUCAGAUAGCCAAGGAUGCUUCUGGCAUUAACCAUAAAUUUGCAAUACUACAAAAGGAGAAUGCAAUCUUACUUGAAAGGGUGGAAACAUUAAAACGACAGCUUGAAGAGGAAAAGCUGAAGUGCAAUUCACAAUAAUUGAACUAAUCAUGAAAGCAUUGACACGGAGUGAAUUAUUUGUCACUUUGUCCUCAACUGUUCCAUGUCUAAGCUCAGAUAUUUGUGGUAUAUCAGUUUUUAACUAUGGAAGAAUUUUGAUUGGAUGGUUUAUGGUCUCAAAUUUUCACCUUAGAGACACUGGCAUCCAGGGAAAUACAUGAGUCAGACUUAUCAUCCCCUCUCCCCCAUUAUAUUCUUUAGGUACAUUUUAUUAUAGACAAAUAUGUUGUUUCUUCAUCUCCAGAGAUGUCUAUUAGGUUCAUUGUUUACCUUAUUUAAAGAAGAACAGUCGUCCUCUGUAUGCCUUGAUUGUAUUGUAGGCUUGUAUCCUGUAAAUGCAGCAUAUCUCUGGUAAUAGAUAUCCAGGUUUUUUAGUCA